ACCAACUCUCCAGAGACCAGAAUUCAACAUGGCAGACACGAAGCUCAGAACGGCAAUCCUCGUAGUAUCAGAUACUGCAUCUCAGAACCCCUCAUCCGACAGGGUAGCUGAUGCUCUUACUUCCACUUUUACAGCCCAAGCAUCAGGUGUCUGGGAGUCCCCGGUCGUCAAGAUCGUGCCUGAUAAAGUGCUCGACAUCCAACGAGCCAUCUGUGACUGGGCUGAUGGCCCAGAUUUCAUCAAUCUCAUUCUGACAUCCGGCGGAACCGGGUUCGCUGUCAAGGAUAAUACUCCUGAGGUUGGUUGAACUGACGUUGUUCUGUAUUUCGACGCCGUGGUAGCUCUGUUGCUGGAACCAACGGGACGUAACGCUUUCAUAAUACCUCAUCCCGCAGUUCCUGACAUGACUAUAUAUUAUUUGCUUGAUAUCUGUUUCUGGACUAACUUCCUUAUUUUCCCAGGCCGUAUCCCCUCUCAUCCAUCGCCAUGCACCAGGACUUAUACACGGCAUGCUUGCUGCCUCUUUAGCUGUUACACCAUGUGAGAUAGACUUUCGCUGAUAGUCUGUCUGGUCUUCGUCCACAAAUGUGACUGACAACUCAAUUCUUGAACAGUCGCGGUGAUGUCUCGACCUGUUGCAGGAGUUCGGAAUAAGUCGCUAAUCCUGACACUGCCGGGAUCACCAAAGGGAGCUAAAGAAAACCUCGAAGCGUUAAUCAGACUUCUCCCGCAUGCUUGCAUUCAAGCACAAGGAGCCAACUCAAGAGCCCUGCAUGCUGGAGGCAUGAAGAAACUGGAAGCCGAGGCCGGUGUACAGUCUCAGCCAAUGCUGCAGCAACAGGGACAUCAUCACCAUCACCACGGCCACUCCCAUGGUCAUGGACACGGACAUGGACACGCGGCGUCAAAACCACAUACAUCUCCGGCAGAUAGGCCGCAAUCUAACGAUCCCAAUGCAGGACCGAACCGACGAUAUCGUUCAUCUCCGUACCCCAUGCUCUCCGUAGACGAGGCACUAAAGCUGAUCAGCGAGCACACGCCGGAGCCAACAGUGGUCGAAGCUCCAGUAGACGCUGCCUUGGUAGGUUCUGUCGUUGCCGAAGACGUCUACGCCAAAGAAUCCGUGCCAGCGUACCGGGCCAGUACCGUCGACGGGUAUGCCGUGAUUGCACCAGAAUCGCCAGGCGCGGGACCAAGUACCCUGGGUGUCUUCCCCGUAGCCUCUGUUACUCACGCCAACAUUGGAGGCACAUUGAAGCCUCUUGAACCGGGGACUAUUGCCAGGAUCACCACUGGAGCACCCUUACCCCCCAACGCCAACGCGGUAGCGAUGGUCGAAGACACCGUCCUCAUCUCCUCAACCCCAGACGGCAAGGAGGAAGCAGCGGUAGAGAUCUUAACUGGCGAAAUCAAACCGGGAGAGAACAUCCGCGAACCCGGCAGCGACAUCGCCCUUGGAUCGAAAAUCCUCCAAAAGGGCGACCUGAUCACAUCUGUGGGCGGCGAAAUAGGUCUCCUGGCAGCCACGGGCACGAAGACGGUGAAAGUGUUCAAGAAACCCUGCGUAGGCGUUCUAAGCACAGGCGAUGAACUCGUCCAACAUGAUGACCCACGAACCAUCCAGGGCGGCCAAAUCCGCGACUCCAACCGCCCAUCUCUCAUCUCCUGCCUAGCAGCCUGGGGCUUCCCGACCGUCGACCUCGGAAUCGCCCGCGAUACGCCCACCGGCGAACUCGAACAAAUCCUCCGCGAUGCCCUCCGCGGCGUGCGCGUGCGAAAAUCAGGAUCAGGAAAUGACGAACUUGCCUCGAGCAUUGACAUCAUAAUCACAACAGGCGGCGUCUCAAUGGGAGAACUCGACCUCCUCAAACCAACCAUCGAACGCUCCCUAGGCGGCACAAUCCAUUUCGGUCGCGUCUCUAUGAAACCAGGUAAACCUACAACCUUCGCCACAAUUCCUUUCAAGGACCAGGAGCGCGGGAAGAACAAACUCAUCUUCGCUCUCCCGGGUAACCCUGCUUCGGCACUGGUGACACUGAACCUAUUUGUGCUUCCAUCGCUGCAUAAACUAGUAGGACUGGGUCAGGCUAGUGGUACGAAUACGAAAAACACCCAUAUCUGUCCUACUGCUCCUCUAGCUCCAGGCUUGCCACGCGUCUCGGUCCUCUUAUCCCAUUCCAUCCCACUUGAUCCUGUCCGCACCGAAUAUCAUCGUGCUAUUGUCACCGCUUCCCGUUCUGACGGGAGGUUGUAUGCUUCUAGUACGGGGCUGGGAGGUGUGGGACAGCGAAGCUCCAGGGUUGGGAGUCUUGCUAGUGCGAAUGCUCUUUUAGUUCUUCCUCCUGGUGCUGGGGAGGUUGGGAAGGGGGCAUUGGUGGAGGCUUUGUUGAUGGGGAGUAUUCUUUCCGGGGAGUGAUGGAAUUGCACUUGGUCCUUGGAAAUAAUAAAUUAUUUUGAUCCACAGGGGAUAAUAUACUAUUAUCAAUAUAUAUAGAAAUCUGCAAGAAAAAACGAACGUGGAAAUACUGGGCAUCAAGACAACCAAUGCAAACAUAUGAGG
Messenger RNA from Monascus purpureus, 2560 nucleotides. The record is from the annotation of a GenBank genome assembly. Lineage: Eukaryota; Fungi; Ascomycota; Eurotiomycetes; Eurotiales; Aspergillaceae.